CAAAAUGUUCGCACUGUGGUAUUUAACGUUCGCUGUUGACGAAAUACGCAAACGUCUUGCUUGGUUAUUCAAAUCAAAUAAGCCGGCCCAACCUGCGUUAGACAACAAACCAGCAACUCCAACCGCAAGUCCAGCACCUGCGCCUGCGAAGCCAUCCACAUCAGCAGCGCCAGCUCCGCCCAAACCUGCGCCGAUUACUGUUACACCGCAACCUGCGCCUGCAACACCACCAGCAGCAGCGAAACCAAGUGUACCUGCUCCUGCUCCUGCUCCAGCUCCCGCACCAGCACCAACCCUUGCUCCUAUUACUCCAACUACUAAGCCAGCAGUUGAACCCAAAAAAGUUGCUGACAAAAUGCCGAUUCCCUUGCCCAAAUCCUUGACCGAGGCCAAUACCAAUGGCGCCACCAAUGGCAACGAAAAUGCGGCUGUCGCCGUUAACGACAUUUCGGAUAAUUUGGACAAGAAACUGUUCGAUGCUCAGCAACCGAGCAAGAUUGUGAAGAUCGACAAGGAGAAUAUCAAAGAUUCGAGCAAUGACUUCAUCAAAGGCGAAGCCAAUGCUUUUGUGCAGUCCAUUAAGGAGGCGCAGCAGGCAGGCGAACGCAAACAAGACACCAUGGUUGACGCCGCUGUUCUCGCUAAAUUGGAAGAAGGCUAUGCCAAGUUGGCCGCCUCUGACUCCAAGUCCCUGUUGAAGAAGUACCUGACCAAGCAGGUCUUCGACAACUUGAAGAACAAGGUGACCCCUACCUUCAAGUCUACCUUGUUGGAUGUCAUUCAGUCCGGUCUGGAGAACCACGACUCUGGCGUUGGUAUCUACGCUCCCGAUGCUGAGGCCUACACAGUGUUCGCCGAACUGUUCGAUCCCAUCAUUGAGGACUACCAUGGUGGCUUCAAGAAGACCGACAAGCACCCAGCUGCCGAUUUUGGCGAUGUGUCGACCUUCGGCAAUGUGGAUCCAACCAACGAGUUCGUGAUCUCGACCCGCGUCCGUUGCGGUCGCUCCCUGCAGGGCUAUCCCUUCAACCCCUGUUUGACUGAAGCCCAGUACAAGGAGAUGGAAUCCAAGGUCUCCAGCACUCUGUCCGGCCUCGAGGGUGAGCUGAAGGGCACAUUCUACCCAUUGACCGGCAUGGAGAAGGCUGUCCAGCAGCAGCUCAUCGACGAUCACUUCCUGUUCAAGGAGGGCGAUCGCUUCUUGCAGGCUGCCAACGCUUGCCGCUACUGGCCAUCUGGUCGCGGUAUCUACCACAAUGACAAGAAGACCUUCCUGGUUUGGUGCAACGAGGAGGAUCAUUUGCGCAUCAUCUCCAUGCAGCAGGGUGGUGAUUUGGGCGAGAUCUACCGUCGUCUCGUCACAGCCGUCAACGAGAUUGAGAAGCGUGUGCCAUUCAGCCAUGACGAUCGUCUCGGCUUCUUGACUUUCUGCCCCACCAACUUGGGCACCACCAUCCGUGCCUCCGUGCACAUCAAGGUGCCCAAACUGGCCUCCAACAAGGCCAAGCUCGAGGAGGUCGCUGCCAAAUACAACUUGCAGGUGCGCGGCACUCGCGGCGAACACACCGAGGCUGAGGGCGGUGUCUAUGACAUCUCCAACAAGCGUCGCAUGGGUCUCACCGAAUACCAGGCCGUCAAGGAGAUGUACGACGGCAUCACCGAAUUGAUCAAGCUGGAGAAGAGCUUGUAAAUUCCCCAACCCCAACACACAAUCCCCACGAAGUGUGCCCCCAACUGUGUUAACAUCUCUACCUACAACAACAACAACAACAGCAACAACAAAAACAUUGACAACAGUUAUGCGGGGACAAUAACAGCAACAACAACAACAAAUAGAAAUCUUCAAUCGAUCGCCGGCUUGUGUUAGGCGAUCGUUUUGCAUUAGUAGUUUGUAGCUAUGAAUAUAGAAUGCUGCGUCCGAUCAUGGC
This is a messenger RNA of Scaptodrosophila lebanonensis, 1928 nucleotides long. It is a transcript of the gene Argk1, whose product is annotated as arginine kinase. NCBI's taxonomy places the organism in Eukaryota, Metazoa, Arthropoda, Insecta, Diptera, Drosophilidae. Bases 5 to 1690 code for a protein of 561 amino acids. The transcript is spliced from 3 exons. Gene Ontology annotation, biological process: phosphocreatine biosynthetic process. Gene Ontology annotation, molecular function: creatine kinase activity. The record is from RefSeq and is a predicted model, not a curated record.